Mycena indigotica is the source of this 846-nucleotide messenger RNA. RefSeq names its product Methyltransf-25 domain-containing protein. The record is from RefSeq and is a predicted model, not a curated record. Bases 1 to 846 code for a protein of 281 amino acids. The transcript is spliced from 2 exons. Lineage: Eukaryota; Fungi; Basidiomycota; Agaricomycetes; Agaricales; Mycenaceae.
AUGACCACCCCGCUUGCGGAGAAGCUUGCCAGCCUGUCUGGUUAUGGCCCAACCUCCAGCGUUGCCCAGGCGCAAUAUCGUCUAGAUUUGAUCGCAAAAUGGCCAAUCGGUCACGGUGCUCGCGUGUUGGAGUUGGGGUGUGGACAGGGAGACACAACACUGGCACUUGCAGAAGCUGUUGGUGCAACUGGUCACGUUGAUGCUGUUGACCCGGCUCGCCUCGAUUAUGGUUCACCGACAACACUUGGAGAAGCUCAGAACACCAUUUCUACUGGGCCCCUUGGCCCUCGCAUUGCCUGGAUCCAAUCCGAGCCUCUCAAAUAUCUCAAAACCAAUCCACUCGCGCAAUGGGACGUUGUUGUGCUUGCCCACAGUUUAUGGUACUUUGAUUCACCGGAGUUGAUCUUGGAAACGCUUCGUUUUCUUGCUUCCCGGACGCAAAAAGUUUGCAUCGCAGAGUGGAGUCUAUCAGGCAUCAACGCGACGACCCAUAUCCUCUCUGCUCUCACCCAAGCGGCAAUGGAAUGUCGGAAGCCUGAAUCUGAGUCGAAUAUUCGUACUAUGGUAGCCCCGACGCGUAUCAAGGAGCUCGCAGCUCAGGCUGGCCUAAAGCUUGUUGAAGAAGCGCUGGUCACUCCUGGCAAUGGUGUUCAUGACGGCAUAUGGGAGACCCAACUCACCUUGGGAGCCGAGUUCGCCCGAGAAGUGGAGGAGUUUGUCAAGGAUAAUCGGGAAAAGGCAGUCAUACUUGCUAUGCGAGAUGCAGUCCAAGCUAGCAUGGAUAAGAUUGGCGGUAUCAAAGCUGUUGAGACGAUGGACGGCUGGGUUGGCGUUUUCACGGUGUGA